GCAAAUGCUUCUUCGUCGCUGUUUCCCUCCAUGGUAUAGCUUGAGCGCGAGAUUGGAUUUCGCCAGAGAUGGAAAUCGUUCCCUCUUCAGUACCUCUUGAUCUCGACACCAUUCGCAGUGGUAUAAGAGAGCUCGAAGAAAUUCAAAAUUGCAAUGAUGAUAUUGUCUCCCAAAUGCACCCUUCAGAUUCAGACCAAUUACUGAAAGAUUGUGCUCUUCAGCUCGAGAGCAAAGUUCAGCAGAUUAUGUCUGAGUGCUCUGACUUCAGUUUCUUGGGGAUUGAAGCUUUGGAUGCAUUUGUAGAGCAUCUGAAAGAGGAACUAAACGCGGCAGAAGCUGAGAGUGCUAAGAUCUCCAGUGAAAUUGAGGUUCUUACUAGAAACCAUGAGGAGGAUUCUACUCAGUUGGAGAGUGACAUUGAAUUGUUGAAGUAUACACUAGGUCUUAUAUCAUCGCAGGAUGCAUUGAGAGGAAAAGAAAUAAAUUCAACAAAUGCAACUGGAGAAUGCGAGCUUCAGGUUUUAAAGCUUGAUAAUCAGAUUGAGGAAAGCCAAGUGAUGUUGAAGUCUUUACAGGAUCUUGAUUCAAUAUUCAAAAGGAUUGAUGCUGCUGAACAAAUUGAAGAUACAUUAUCAGGUCUAAAGGUCAUUGAUUUUGAUGGUAUCUGUAUUCAAUUGUCAUUGCGGACCUAUCUUCCAAAAUUAGAAGAUUUAUUGUGUCAACAAAAGAUUGAAAAUGCUGCUGAGCCAUCUGAAGUAAAUCACGAGUUGCUGAUAGAAGUCGUUAAUGGAACUAUGGAGCUUAAGAAUGCUGAGAUUUUUCCAAAUGACGUGUACAUAAGUGAUAUUAUUGAUGCUGCAAAAUCUUUCAGGCAAUUAUUUUCACGCUCAGCCAUGGAGACUAGAUCUUCAUUGGGGUGGUUUGUGGGAAAAGUGCAAGAUAGAAUCAUUCAGUGCACCUUGAGAGGUUUGUUAGUGAAGCAUGCAAAUAAAUCAAGACACUCCUUUGAGUACUUGGAUAGGGAUGAGAUAGUUGUUGCUCAUUUAGUUGGGGGAGUUGAUGCGUUCAUAAAGUUAUGUCAAGGUUGGCCCAUAUCAAGAUCUCCACUGAAGCUUUUGUCGCUCAAAAGUUCAGAUCUCCAUUCAAAGGAAAUUUCAUUAAGCUUUCUUUGCAAGGUUGAGGAAGUGGUGAACUCCUUGGACGUAAACGUGCAGCUAAACUUGUUGAGCUUUGUGGAUGCUAUUGAAGAACUACUCGUUGAACAAAUGCGCGUAGAACUGCAUUCUGACAGCACUUCUAAAGUAUGACUACUGCUGCUCCAUAGAUCAUCUUCAGAUUGUUUUGAAGGUGUUAUAGUUUAACUCGAUUAUGCAUAUAUUUUUUGAAAAUGUUCUCUUGCUUCAGAAUACUUGAUGGUUUACCAUUUGAUUGAAUAUUAAUUUUUAAUAUGAUAGUUCAUGGUUUCAAGUGA
Messenger RNA from Hevea brasiliensis (rubber tree), 1471 nucleotides. RefSeq lists its product as uncharacterized. Lineage: Eukaryota; Viridiplantae; Streptophyta; Magnoliopsida; Malpighiales; Euphorbiaceae. Bases 69 to 1307 code for a protein of 412 amino acids. The transcript has 12 exons. The record is from RefSeq and is a predicted model, not a curated record.